GAUUUCGACAAGCUGGAGCUCAUCGAUUUGCCUGGACUUGUUCCUGCAGAGUCACCAGACAUUGCGGACAAGGCGGUUGAAAAGCUCGUCCGCUGGUACAUGUCCCAGGAGAACACCAUUAUCGCCAUGUGCUGUCCUCCGGUUGUCGACUUGGAGACCCAGACAGUCAGGAAUCUUGCCAAGGAGCUUGACGCGGAUGGCUACCGCACGGUUGGCAUACUGACAAAAGCAGACCGAAUUCCUGAAGGUGAGGAGCAAAAGUGGAUGACUACGGUCAAUAACGAGGCAGACAAGUUCAAGCUCACCCAUGGAUGGUUUGCUGUGAGGAACCCAAACCAAGAAGAGUUGAACAAGGGGGUGAAAGGCAGCAAAGCGCGCAAUGAGGAGCAAACGUUCUUUCAGAAGGAAGCUUGGAAGUACGUCAAACCUGGUCGCCUUGGAACCUCGAAUCUUCGUGCGUUCCUCUGCAACUUGCUGCAACAGCUCAUCCUUAAAAAGUCGUGCGCUCAGUCAACUCAGUGCACAGAUGAGUUGCGUUGCGUUCAGUGGCAGCUAGAAAGCAAGUUGGAAGAAGCAAAGCAGGAGUUUCUCAUGCCUACGCUCUCCCGAACAGAGCUUGAGCGUCAAGGCCGCGCCGUGAAGGAAGAUGAAGCUGUGGCUGUGCUCAGGGGCUUGGAGGAAAAGGUGUCCAAUCGGCUUGUGCCUGAAGUUGAGGCACAAGAUCGUGGACAGCUGCAACUUUGGAAGGAUGUGGAAAAAGCCCUCGAAACCAUGAAAGAAGAAUGCUACAAGUGCCGACCUUCGUUUCAUGUACAGGGGGUUUUGGAUGACAGCAUGUUGAUUCGACGGCAGAUCGUUGUGCGCUUGCACAGCUGGAAUGACUGGCACCACCUGACGCAAGCCAUGAACGGUGUGGUUGUUGACGAAGUUGUCAACUUCCAGAAUGCAGCGGUUCCAAAGGGUGCCAGGUUGGUAGAAUUUGACAUGUGGGAGACACUUCCAGGCCAGGAUCCGUUUCGGAUGAUCAGCAAGCAAGAAGACGGGUGGCAUUGGAAAUAUGGCUGGAUAAAGACAGAGGGCAAGACUGAGUGGAAAACCUUCAGCAGCAGGCCUUCGGAGCUUAUCAAGUCAAAUCCUGUCUGGCCCGUGACUGUUCAAUUUCACCCAGAGUCUUUCUUCAGCCGAGAAAUGUCCAUACAGGAGGUCAGGAGCCUGAUUUCAGACCUUCGAGGUCGAGAACUCAAGGUGCCCGGAGGGCCAGCUGCCCAUGCCACAGCUACAAAAUUGCUUCAAGAAGCCAUUUGGAAAUGGAAGGGGCCUGCGAAUCAUUGUAUUGAACGGGCCCUUACAUUGCUGAUGAAGAGGGUUCAGACAGUGGUUAUGGAUGAGCUUGGGCAGUAUCCAGCUGCCAAAGAGGCUUUGUGGAAUCACCUGCAGGAAGUGAUGCGGAAGGCUCGGCUCGACUGCGUGGCUAGCCUUGAGAGAAAGUUGUCGCAGGAGAAGUGUAUCUUCACUUUGAAUGAUCACUAUAUGUGCGACAGUUUCAACAAGGAAAGUGAUGAGCUACGAGCCCUGUUGUCCAAAGCGGGCGUGAAGUUGCCCAGCAAUGUCAUCCAAUUCAGCGAAGACGAUGAUGCCAUUUGGUGUAUGAGCGUCGUGCAUGCCUAUCAUAAGGCACGCGGCAGGGUACCAGCUGCGCACAGCAUGUUAUGUACACAUCGUGUGGCAGUGCAUAUGUAG
Messenger RNA from Symbiodinium pilosum, 1740 nucleotides. The record is from the annotation of a GenBank genome assembly. Lineage: Eukaryota; Dinophyceae; Suessiales; Symbiodiniaceae.